Molecule: messenger RNA, 1136 nt
Organism: Halteromyces radiatus
Lineage: Eukaryota; Fungi; Mucoromycota; Mucoromycetes; Mucorales; Cunninghamellaceae
Exons: 1
Coding region: 418-906 (162 amino acids)
Source: RefSeq, a predicted model, not a curated record
UUUUUUUCUUUUAACUUUCUUCCAUUAUAUCUUUUUUAUCUUUCCCUUUUUAUUAUUUUUAUUUCAAUUUUCUCUUAUCUUUUGAAGAAUUCAAUAUCAGAAUUUUCUCGUUUACUUUACUCUACGGUACAAAUAACAAAAGCAUGGAACCAACUCGUUACAGGUCCCGGCAUCCUCAGUCUCCUACGCACCGGUCUCCAGAACUACCACAUCCAUCUCUUACUGGAAUUGCUCAAUCAUAUGAAGUUACCAAUGAACCCACUGCAGCUCAAAAGUUUGUUCAACAACACCUUCUAGAGCAACAGCAAAAGCAGCAGCAACAACAACAACAACAGCAGCAGCAGCAGGAACAACGUGUCCGACUCCAACAAGAGCAAUUAGGUUUCUCCAUAGGUUCCUCUACGGCAGUCAAUAGUGAUGUUACUGAAAAGGCAGAUUCUACCAAUACAUUACCAUCACAAUCCAGCUUAUCCAUGUUCCAAUCUGCGGCUUCUGCGGAUGAUAAUAGUAUUUCCGGUGUUUUCUUGGACAAUGUGCAUAGCAGCAACAAUGACAAUAGGAUCAACAACCGUUAUUUUGGCGAUGAAGAACCUACAGACAAUAGCAGUAGUAUUGGCGGUGAUAGUGAUGUUGGUUAUCAGCAGGAUGAGGAUUCUGGGUUUCAAAUCUACGGCAAACCAUUGGCACCAUAUGAUCAGGAACAACGACGACGUAGUUACCUAUUCAGUCAAAGUACAGAUAACAAUGAUGAUGACGAUGAUGAUGAUGAUGAUGAUGAACAUGGAAGUGACGACUACAAUAUCCAUAGUAAAAACGAUGAUGACAGCGAUAACCGUGGUGACAAAACAACAUCAGAAGAAGAUGACAAGAAUGAUGAACAAAGCAAUGAUGCCAUUCACUUGUUGACAUUCACCGGAUACAAGCAACAACAAGAAUAUAGUCAUCUCAGAAACAAUAACAACAAUACUACAGAAACCAAGUUUGAUCACGAUGGAUUUAGCAAUAGUGAUGAUUUACAAUAUUUGAUUCGACAAAGACAAGACGAAGAACUACGUGGAUAUCGACGAACACCUCGAGGUGGAAGACCUGUUAGCAGAACCAAAAGUGAUAUUGAUGAUGAUGAUGAAGAUGAUGAU